Naumovozyma dairenensis CBS 421 is the source of this 2703-nucleotide messenger RNA. It is a transcript of the gene YAT2, whose product is annotated as carnitine O-acetyltransferase YAT2. Gene Ontology annotation, biological process: carnitine metabolic process. Gene Ontology annotation, cellular component: cytosol. The coding region runs from base 1 to 2703 and encodes 900 amino acids. Gene Ontology annotation, molecular function: carnitine O-acetyltransferase activity. The record is from RefSeq and is a predicted model, not a curated record. Lineage: Eukaryota; Fungi; Ascomycota; Saccharomycetes; Saccharomycetales; Saccharomycetaceae. The transcript has a single exon.
AUGACUAGCUCAACAAGUGAGACCCCAACACCACAUACAUUCCAAUACGAAAACUCUUUACCAAACUUACCGCUACCUGAAUUGGAUGCUACUUUGGAAAGUUUGAAGAAAAGUCUAGAACCAUUAUAUUAUGCGGAUGGGUACUAUAAACAUCCAUUAGAUCCGAUUCAAAUUGAACAAUUGACUUCCUCUUUAAAUGCAUUCGUUUCAUCUGAUGCAGCUUCCAAAUUACAAUCAAAAUUGAAAUCAUAUUAUGAAAAUAAUGAUUGUUAUUUAGAUAAGUUGCAUCUAGAUAUUAAUAAUCAUACCUCCACCACAGAAAUCAAUGACGAUAUCUUACCAAGAAAUCCAUUCUUAGUUCUAGCAGAUGAUGCUAUACCUGAUAUCUCACAAGCAGAUAGAUCUGCUGUAUUGGUUCAUUCUGCUUUACGAUUCAUUUCCGCUUUGAAACAAAACGUACUAUCACCUGAUUUUAACUCAAGAAAUGGGAACCCUCUAUCCAUGGCUCCUUAUAAUAAUCUAUUCGGUACCACUAGAUGCCCCGUUUUCCAACAAGGUGAAGUGGAAAAUUUCGAUCUAAAUAAACCUUAUACUGCCUCAGAUCUUGAAGAAGAAGAAGAAGAAGAAGAAGACGAUGAUGAUGAUGAUAAAGAAUCAUCCUCAGAUGAUAAUGAUGCUAAACCUUCGUUAAGUAAAAGCUCAAACUCCACCACAGAAACAGAAGGAGAGGAAGAUGAAAAUGAUAUAUUUAGCCGCCAUGGUAUUACAAUUGAACGCGAUACAGAAUCAAAACAUAUCCUUAUCAUAUCUAAGGGCCAAUAUUACAUAGUCACAGUGUUGGAUCAUGAAAAUAAAAAUAUUUAUUCCACUAAACAAUUAACAAAACUGUUCAACCAUAUCUUAUUUGACUCUCAUGAAUCAUACUCAUUCAAGAAAUCUACCGCAUUGGGCAGUUUGACUUCUCAUUCAUUUAGAAAUUGGAAAUAUGCUAGAAAGAGAUUACAAAAAAGAUAUCCUCAAGAAUUAGCAUUAAUCGAUUCUGCACUUUUCGUACUCGUCCUCGAUGAAUCCGUAGCUGUCAAAGAUGAAGAUGAUAACAAGAGAUUAUUUUAUGGGACAUCCAUAAUCAAUGAAAGAGGUCAUCAAGUAGGUUCAUGUGUCUCAAGAUGGUAUGACAAAUUACAAUUAGUCGUCACUGCUGAUUCUAAAGCUGCUAUCAUUUGGGAUUCAUUUACUUGUGAUGGAUCUGUAGUCCUUAGAUUCAUUUCAGAAACUUAUACAGAAUCCGUUCUAAGAUUAGCAAGAGAAGUUAACGCUGGUGAUCCACAAUUUUCAUUAUGGUCGGCUUUAAAAUCUUCAGAAGUAGCUAUGGAAGCAAGUAAAUUUGAUCCGAUCAAUAUCGUACAAAAGAUCGAUUGGUCAUUUAGUAAUAUCUUGAAUACUCAUGUUCAUUUAUCUGAAACAAAAUUAGCUGAUUUAAUAUCGAAAUAUGACAUUGUACAUUCUUCCAUCCCAAUUGGUCGUAGAUCUGCUCAAAGAUUAGGUAUUAAACCAGAUUCAAUGGUUCAAAUUGCAUUACAAGUGGCUCAUUACGCUCUGUAUGGGAAGAUGGUAUUCGGAUUUGAACCAAUUUCAACAAGAGCUUUCAAAAAUUCAAGAUCAACUUUUGUUAAUAUACAAAAUCAAGAUUUAUUAGAAUUAUGUCAAAUGUUUAUUUCCACAUCAACUGAUAAUCAAACAAAAUUGGAAAAAUUCAUUCAAACUUGUCAAAAACAUAAUGAAAAUAUUAAAUUAGCAAAAAAGGGUCAUACUUUUGAAAAACAUUUUAAUGCUUUGAAAUAUCUUUAUAAAUUCCAUAACCAUUUUGGUAUAGAAUUUACUGAAGAAGAUAAAAAAUUAGCUAAUGACGUUUUCGAAAACCCAUUAAUUGCUCCAUUUUCACAACCUGAAUUAAUUAUUGCUAAUUGUGGGAAUGCAGCCACGAUAACUUUUGGUAUUACCCCCGCUGUUCCACAAGGGUUUGGUGUUGGUUACAUAAUUAAAGAUGAUCAAUGUGAUUUAACUAUCACAUCUCAAUUUAGACAAGGUAAAAGAUUAAUCUAUAUGUUACGUUAUGUCUUAAAUGAAUUCAAAUCAUACUGGAGAUUAAUUCGUGAAACUUCAAGAAAUAAAAAUGGUAUUAAGAUAUCUCCCUCUGUGGAUAGAUUAUAUAAAUUGGAUAAUGCUCUAAAUGGUACUCCCUUAUCAUCACAUACCCCAGUUAAUAAACGUUCCAGUAGAAACUUACCAAAUACAGCAUUCUUUGAUUUAGAUCCUCAUAUGGGUGGUGGUGGUGGUGGUAACGGUAGUAAUAGUGGAAGCAGAAGUGUCUCUUCAACCCCAUCCUUAAGUAAUAUUGCGUCAAGGUUAGCUGAAAUUACUAAAGCAAAUGAUCCAAAUGGUACUCAUUCAAGUGAAGCAUUAUCUGUCCCAACAGUUAAGGAGAAAUUAAAUAUUGGUCAUCAAAUUUUCCAAAUUCACCCUCAUCAUUCAUUAGAUGAUUCCUCAGAGGGAGAAUUCUCUUCCUCUACCCCUUCAAUUUCAAGAUCUCCUUCUGUAGCAAGUUCAAGACCAGAAUCAAGAAAACAAAACGUUAUAAAUUCCAAAUUCGAUAUUGAUUUUGAUCGUGGUCGUGUUGGUAGAAAAGUAGCUACUUUUGAAUAA